AUGUCGUAUUUGACACUCGUUACUGGUAGUCCUCAAAAAUUGGAACCUACCACAUGUAUUUUUGUCUCUAACGCCCCAGUGUCCAGUGUUAGUUUCCAGACAACACAAACCACUUGCACAGCUCCAUCAAAUGGAAAGUUAUCAAUAAAGCGUACCAAGCCCGAGCUAACAACUGGCGAACUUCUACGAUGCAAGCGGCGAAUCAGCUUCACCCAGCUCGGCUACACACUGCCCUCACCGCAGCCUGCUACCGUGGCACGAAGGAAUGAAAGAGAACGUAACAGAGUCAGAAUGGUCAACAUGGGCUUUGCAACACUACGUCAACACGUUCCUAAUGGUACCAAAAAUAAGAAGAUGAGCAAAGUAGAGACACUACGGUCAGCGGUGGAAUACAUUAAAUGUCUUCAACAACUCUUAAGUAAUCAGGAAGACCACAUGUCAUCAGAAGGUAGCCAAUCAACCAUUCUUGGCAGUUUGGGUGAGAACCAGUAUCUAAAGGCUGUAAAGGACAGAUGUCCGGCCGUGUCCCCACAGAGUCUGUCUCCUACCUGCUCUACAACCAAUUCCCCAAGUCCUAGUACAGGAUCCGAAUUUUCUCCGAACCACCAGGGUUUGGAAUCUCCAUCUACUUGUCUAAGUCCAGAAGAGGAAGAACUCCUCGCAUUCGCAAGCUGGUUCUCUUAA
This is a messenger RNA of Limulus polyphemus (Atlantic horseshoe crab), 684 nucleotides long. RefSeq names its product achaete-scute homolog 1a-like. Gene Ontology annotation, biological process: developmental process; regulation of transcription by RNA polymerase II. Lineage: Eukaryota; Metazoa; Arthropoda; Merostomata; Xiphosura; Limulidae. The coding region runs from base 1 to 684 and encodes 227 amino acids. Gene Ontology annotation, molecular function: RNA polymerase II transcription regulatory region sequence-specific DNA binding; DNA-binding transcription factor activity, RNA polymerase II-specific; protein dimerization activity. The record is from RefSeq and is a predicted model, not a curated record. The transcript has a single exon.